GCCAGCACCCAAAACAAUAAGCCCCGAAAAAAUCAAGAGAGUUUGAAAGCCAUCAAAGUCUUUACUGAUCAAAAUCAUGUAAAAUCUACUAGGAAUACUUCCAGCAAAAUAUACGGCAACCUCAUUUAUAAGGCUGGCCAAGAUAAAGAUAAACCAUAUUCCAAUAAGAUUUCCAUCAGGAUUUGA
Messenger RNA from Racocetra fulgida, 186 nucleotides. The record is from the annotation of a GenBank genome assembly. Lineage: Eukaryota; Fungi; Glomeromycota; Glomeromycetes; Diversisporales; Gigasporaceae.